CUCCACCACCCUGCGCAGCUGACAUUGGGGUUUAGUUCUUGCUGACAGCAGCCAUCGCUUGAAAGAUUUAAUUGUGGAGCUGAACCUGUGCUUGCUACACUCCCAGAAUUGGAUUAACUUCUUUCUAAUCACAUUCAUUCUCUGGCAGGAUGAAAUCAAUCCGAGCAAUCAACGAACCUCAGUAAUUAAAAUGGUCACUGCAUUUGGAAGGUACUUGUGGCUUCAUUCCAACCAUCAAUUCAUUUACAAGAACUGGCAGCCAAGGAGGCUUCAUCGGAUUGCUUCUGUAAUUGGCAAAGAAAUGCCCCUUAAGCAGCAUGGUCUGCAGAUCUUUCAGGCAGCAAUCAACGCUGUUUUGCCUCCAAACAUUAUCAAGAAUAAUGUUAGCAUAAAAGGAGACAGGCUGAUGAUACAAAAUCAGUGUUUCCCGGUCCAUAAAAAUGUCUACCUUGUUGGAUUUGGAAAGGCUGUGUUGGGAAUGGCAGCUGCUACGGAAGCGAUUCUGGGAGACCACCUGCUCCAAGGAGUAAUCAGCAUUCCUCUUGGAAUACAGAGGAUUCUCCAGUUGGCUGGAAAAGAGGACGUGCUUUUAAGACCUCAGACAAAAAUACAAGCAAUGGAAGGAGCCAGACAUAACCUCCCUGAUGAGAAUGCUUUAAAAGCAGCCAACAAUAUCCAUCAUUUAGUGGAAGGACUUACCGCAGAUGACCUGCUUGUUGUCCUUAUCUCAGGAGGGGGGUCAGCUUUAUUGCCAGCUCCAAUCCCCCCCGUCACCUUGGAGGAGAAACAAUGCCUGACCAAACAACUUGCUGCUAAGGGGGCAACAAUUCAGGAACUCAACACACUCCGCAAAAUGCUCUCUCUGUUGAAGGGUGGAGGUUUGGCUAGAGCCGCCUAUCCUGCUCAGGUGGUGAGUCUCAUCAUGUCUGAUGUUAUUGGAGACCAUUUGGAGUUUGUAGCCAGUGGCCCGACUGUACCUAACUCACAAAGUAAAGAGGACUGUCACAAGAUACUGUCAAAAUAUAACCUGGCAUUAUCCAUGCCAGAAUCUGUAAAAGUUGUUCUGUCUCAGCCCAGCAUGAAUAUGGACCGAGAAGAAACCCAAGAUUUUGCUCACAUUUGUAAUUUUAUUGUGGGGUCAAACGCAAUUGCCUUACAGGAAGCAAAAUGUAAAUCAGAAAGCUUGGGUUAUAACACUUCUGUCCUGUCUACUGUAGUCAGUGGAGAUGUCAGGACUGUGGCCAAAUUGUACAGUCUUUUGAUUCGAUAUGUAUGCUCAGUUCUGGCAGCUGCCAAUUCAAAAUAUGUACAUGCAAGCAAACUGAAAGAUGAGAUCCUGCAGAUGGUUGCAAACCUGGGGCUACCUGACUUCCAACUAGACGACUGUUUGGAGUUGUUGGAGAACACGCAGAGCUCCAGGAAACCAAUAUGCCUUCUGGCAGGGGGCGAAACUACAGUUCGGCUCCAGGGCAAAGGUAAAGGGGGUCGAAAUCAGGAGCUGGCCUUGCAUGUAGCUUUGGAAUUACACCGUGUAAAAUCAGAGAUUCCGCAGGAUCCACUUACAGAGCAUGAAAUUGUUUUUCUUAGUGGUGGGACCGAUGGACAAGAUGGGCCUACUGAAGCAGCUGGUGCAUUCGCUUACACGGAACUGGUUGAUAAGGCCUUUGGUGAAGGGCUCAACCCAGAGGAUUUUAUAAAUAACAAUGACUCCUUUACGUUCUUUAGCAAGUUCAAUAAUGGAGCUGAUCUAAUUGUGACAGGCCUGACAAAUACUAAUGUCAUGGAUGUGCAGGCAAUUAUUAUUCAACCAAAGGAAAUUUAAGUCAAGUACUAGCCUUUCGCUGGAAGGAGACAACAAAUACAGAAAAUUAAGCAUUUUGUUUUAGUUGCUAGGGACCUAUAAACAAGAGACAUAAUUUUGUAUUCUAAUUUGUUCUUUUGUCAAUCCUAUUACUGGUACAGAGUGUGAAAUUAAGAGCUUAUAAGAAACACAGUUCUAUUCCAUGUCAAUCAUUAGUAGUAACAGCAAAAGGAACAAGGAUUUUCAUAUCAUUUUGAAAUGUUAAGCACUGGCAUUAUAAGUUAACACACACAAUCUUGGAUUGGAUGUACCACAAGCUAGCAGCAUUUUGGAUGCCAUUACACAUAAUUGUCAAACAAAGCUAUUCAAAUAAAGAAGUAAACAUUUGAA
Carcharodon carcharias (great white shark) is the source of this 2191-nucleotide messenger RNA. RefSeq names its product glycerate kinase (gene glyctk). Gene Ontology annotation, biological process: protein phosphorylation. The transcript has 5 exons. The coding region runs from base 191 to 1822 and encodes 543 amino acids. Gene Ontology annotation, molecular function: glycerate kinase activity. Lineage: Eukaryota; Metazoa; Chordata; Chondrichthyes; Lamniformes; Lamnidae. The record is from RefSeq and is a predicted model, not a curated record. Gene Ontology annotation, cellular component: cytoplasm.